Carya illinoinensis is the source of this 1636-nucleotide messenger RNA. RefSeq names its product NAC domain-containing protein 19-like. Lineage: Eukaryota; Viridiplantae; Streptophyta; Magnoliopsida; Fagales; Juglandaceae. The record is from RefSeq and is a predicted model, not a curated record. Gene Ontology annotation, biological process: regulation of DNA-templated transcription. Bases 88 to 1356 code for a protein of 422 amino acids. The transcript has 3 exons. Gene Ontology annotation, molecular function: DNA binding.
UAUUUGACGUCUGCUGAAACUGCUUCUUUUUCAGAGAAGAGUCCUGCUAUAGAGGUUGAGAUUGGCAAGGAACGUAAACCGAUUAUCAUGGCUGCUGUUACUACCCAAUCAUUCACCAAUAACACUAGAGAGCAACCCCAAUUAGCCCUCGACUGUAAUACACCAGAGAGCAACAACAGUUCAUUGAUCACAACGAAUAGUUUUGGAGCUGCUCAUUAUCAAGGGUUUCCUGCAGAUAUCGAUGAUGAGUCAAACAAUUUCAACAGCAACAGCAAGAUUAAGGAACAAGAAGUUGUUUCAGAAUCCACUCCCGGGUACAGAUUCCUCCCAACAGACGAAGAGCUCAUCGUCUUUUACUUGAAGAAGAAAGUACGGAACCAACCCCUGCCAAUCAACAACAUCGUGGAGGUUAACCUAUAUGCAUAUAACCCAGAAUUUCUUGCAGCAAAAUACAAGGAUGAUCCAGAAGAUCAAUUAUACAUUUUCACUCCAAGAGAUCGAAAGUAUCGAAAUGGAAGCCGGCCAAAUCGAGCUGCCGGUGAUGGAUAUUGGAAAGCCACCGGAGCUGACAGGCAAAUCAAAUCAAAGGGAACCGUAGUUGGGUUUAGGAAGGCAUUGGUUUUUUAUAUAGGAAAGGCUCCGAAGGGUAAGAAGACCGACUGGAUUAUGCACGAAUUUAGAGUCAAGGAUUCACCCUGUAGCGGAAGGGGCUCAAAUGGCAUGAGGUUGGAUGACUGGGUCUUAUGCAGGAUUUAUAAAAAACCUGUUAAAUCAACCAAAACUCAAACUGAUGAUAACGUUCCUGCGAUGGUUGGUUCAACUUCUCUGCAAGAUGAUUAUGAUGGGGGUGAUGAUGAGCAUAUGUAUUGUGGAAAUCUCGAAGCUGCCGCCAUUGCUGAUGUUAAAGUACCAAUAAUUGGUACCAUGGAUAAUAUGCAGAUCACCACCAGUACCUUCCAAAAUUGGUUCCAGCAGCCAGAAUCUGCUCAUGCUCAAUUCAGUAACGCUCAUGCUCUCGGCACAGGGGCUACUUUCAAUGGCUACUUCCAAGCAGUGGAUGGGAAUUAUUAUGCAAGUCCUCUUCCUGCCACGAUGGUUCCACCAAUUGGGUUCAGCCCCAACUGGGUGUAUAAUUCCACAGAUCAGACAGUCUUUGGGUCUAACAAUCUAAAUGAACCGAGUGAACUCCAAGAGGAUUUGUGGAUGAGUUUGCCAUCGCAAUUGGAUGGUAGCAAUUAUAGCUUUUACCCAGAAUGGUAUGAGCAUCUUCCCGGUAGUGACCCAAAUACUAACCCUGAUGGCAGUGACCCAAAUAUUAAUAAACCUGAUGGCAGUGACGAGACGACUGAUCUUUAAUUUGUUGAGGGAACUUAAGUAUUAUUACUGGACUUGACGUUUAUAUAUAUACGAUGAUCUAGCUAGUUUUGGCAGCUUUAGUAUUUGCUUAAUUGAAAUUUUCUACGGAUUGUAGAUGGUUUUAAUUAGGAAUUCAUGCAGAAUGCAUGGCUACUAGCAUAUAUACUUUGAUCGAUAUUGAAGAUUCGUCUCGGCCACACAUAUAUGUAGAGCUUUCUUGGUUGACAAUAAUUGAGUUUUUGUUUAUAUAUCUAAUUUCAUCUGCCUUGUUCUUUCCCUA